Molecule: messenger RNA, 1357 nt
Organism: Nanorana parkeri
Lineage: Eukaryota; Metazoa; Chordata; Amphibia; Anura; Dicroglossidae
Product: gastrula zinc finger protein XlCGF26.1-like
Exons: 6
Coding region: 108-1190 (360 amino acids)
Biological process (GO): regulation of transcription by RNA polymerase II
Molecular function (GO): DNA-binding transcription factor activity; RNA polymerase II cis-regulatory region sequence-specific DNA binding
Source: RefSeq, a predicted model, not a curated record
CCUCCAAGGCGGAUGGGCAGAACAACGAAGAUAGUGCUAAGAAACCAAACUAUGUGUGUUCCUCUUGUCAGCUUCAACUGGAAACAAAAGACACUUACAAAAUACACAUGCAGUGCCACAAACCUGGCGGUGGCUUCAAGUGCGUCUAUUGUGGCUGUCUCAUGACUGAAUGGAGCCAUAUGGACAACCACAUAAAAGGCCACCAUCUAGUAAGAAAGAGCUAUCAGUGUCAGGUGUGUGAGAGAAGGUUCCUGACGCAGAGUGCAUGGAAAAACCACAUUAAAGGACAUGACAAGAAGAGCGAAGUGUUCCUGUGCACCAAAUGCCCUUUAUCAUUUAACAGUGACAGUCUCAGAAACCUUCACGUGGCGUGCCAUCAUGACGACGUCUUCAAGUGUUGCCAUUGUGGGCUAGUGGAGCCUGAAUGGAAUAAGGUUUAUGAACAUUUGGGAAAUCAUGAUGAUACACUGAAGCCCUUCAUGUGUACCACGUGCAAGCAAAGAUUCUUUAAAGAAGUGCAGUUGAAGGCCCACUCAUCAAAGCACAGAAAACACAGACUUAUUCUGUGUCCCGUAUGCGAUCAAAGAUUCAAGAGCAUCCGUCAAAUGAACAGGCACAAUAAACAGUUUCAUCACAAACAAAAUAAUGGAGAUUGUAACAAUGGGAAGGUGAAAGCAGGAAACCACAACAACACUUUUGUAGCAGAAAACUCAAUGAAUGCACAAAUUGUCCCCCAACAAGAAUUCGCCUGUGACAUCUGCAGAAGGAAGUGUUCAUCUAAAUUGGCUCUGCAGAGACACAUGGGAGUGCACGCUGGAGAAAAACCAUUUCACUGCCAACACUGCGAAUAUAAAACAAGGCUGAAAGGUUCCCUGACGCAGCACAUGAGAAUCCACACGGGUGAGAAGCCUUUUAAAUGCGAGUUAUGUGCUUAUGCCUCAAUUGAUUGCAGUUCUCUACGUAGACACAUCAGGACUCACACGCACGAGAAGCCUUACAAGUGCCCACACUGUUCUUAUAGCUGUAUUCAGAAGAAAAGUCUUGACCUACACAUACGUCGCCACCACACCAGGGAGAAGUUCAAGUGUAGCUUUUGCCAGUAUUCUUCUCCGGACAAGCAGUUAAUUCAUAAGCAUACAAAGAAGCACCAUGUCGAUGAAAAUUCACUGCUUCCAGGCUCAGCUCCCUAGCAGAUGACAUAUGGCCAGCAAAUGAUUAUUACAUGAACUUACUUGAACUACAUAUUAUAGUCAACAGGGUCAUAAAUGUAUCCUCUGGAUUGAACCGGUACUAUAUCAUGAGGUCUGCCUGUCUUUCCUGUAGGAUAAUGUUGUGCAGAUUGGCUGCUUUUAUUCAC